AUGUUUGGGUAUUCGAAGAGAUUGGCUUGCAAAAAGACAACCUUGUCUAGGCCUAAGACAUCUUUGUUCAAGUCCAUUGCCAGCUCCACAAGACCAGCAUCUGGAUUAUCCAAAUAUGAAACCUUACAAUUCUUGAAAAGCACUCCCGAAGGCAACAUUCAGUCACCCCAACAAGACCUGAAAAUGUCCAACAUUUGGAAACAUUCCACCAUACAGGAUAUACAAAAUAUCACUCCUCCUUCCCUUCAUUCGAAUGCUGAUGUUUACAAUAUCCUUCAGUUUUCCAAGAAGUCCAAAUCCACAGGAGAUAAUAAGGAAGAUAGUGGCAAAAAGGAUGAAAAGUCAGAAGAGAAAAAAGAUUCUGAUAAAAUCAAUGAUGUGACUGACCCUGCAAAGGAGAAGAAGGAUAAAAACAAUGACGAUCAGGUUUCUAAAUCGGAAAACUCUUCCAAGUCUCCUUCUUCCUCAUCACCUUCCGGCGCUGCAGCCUCCUCUUCUGCACCAGCUGGCAGUGGCGAUGGGGGUUCAGGAAAUGAUGACGACGGAUCAUCUGUUUCUUUUGCCACUUUGAAACCGAAAAGUAAUAAGACUUCGACAAUGGUAGAAUUGCCUGAAGUCUAUCCACAGAUAGUUGCAUUACCUAUUUCACGUCGUCCAUUAUUCCCUGGCUUUUAUAAGGCUGUCAUUAUAUCUGAUGUCAACGUAAUCAAGGCCAUAAAAGAAUCAUUAGAUAAAAAGUACCCUUUUAUUGGUUGCUUUCUGUUCAAGGAUGAAAACAUGGAAAGUGAUGUCAUAGAAUCCAAAGAUCAGGUUUUUGAAACGGGCGUUUUGGCUCAAAUCACAUCAAAUGUGUAUACCAAAGAUAAAGACACAGGUGUCGAAACAUUAACCACUGUUUUAUACCCUCAUAAAAGAAUCAGAAUAGACGACUUGUUCCCACCUUCUAAAGAGGCUCUUGACUCAAGUGUGUCCAAAGCUACGAUUUCGGAUGUAGACUCAGAGGAAACUUUAGUUGAUAGCAAAGCCAAGAAGCAAAUUAUCGAAGGGAUAACUGGUGAGAAAGAAGGUGAUGAGCCAGCUGAAACCAAAAAUAAGGAGUUAUUGGAACCUUCAGAUUUGGUCAAUCAAAAACAGAAUGAGGUGGUUGAGCACGAAGAAGAAGAAGAUAACCCGACUGCAUUCUUGAAGAAGUAUCCAAUAACUUUGGCUAAUGUGUCAAACGUUGAAGAUGAGACAUUCGAAAAAAGUGAUCCUGUUAUCACUUCUUUGACUGCUGCAAUUUUGGACGUUCUUAAAGAGAUGUCAUUAGUUAACAAAUCCUUUAGUGAUCAACUUGCAACAUUUAGUGCUUCACUUCAUAGUGAUAUUUUCAACUGCCCUGAGAAGCUUGCAGAUUUUGCAGCGGCUGUAACGGCAGGAAACCAAGCCGAUUUACAGAAGAUCCUUGAAUGCACCAACAUCUCUGAGAGACUAGAAAUGGCAUUAACUGUUCUUAAGAAAGAGUUGAUGAACAAAGAGAUGCAAAAGAAAAUCGAAAAGGACAUCGAGGAAAGAAUGGCAAAGAGACACAGAGAGUACCAUUUGAAUGAACAGUUGAAGUGGAUCAAAAAGGAACUUGGAAUUGAUGACGGUAGAGAUAAGUUGAUUGCAAAGUAUAAUGAAAGAGUGAAAAAAUUGAACAUGCCUGAAGAAGUUAAGAAGAUUUACGACGAAGAAAUCAAUAAGUUACAGACAUUGGAAACAGUUAUGUCAGAAUUUACGGUCACCAGAAAUUAUUUAGACUGGUUAACUCAAAUCCCUUGGGGUAAACAGUCUGUUGACAACUACAAUAUCAAAAGAGCUAAAGGGGUAUUAAAUGAAGAUCAUUAUGGUUUAAAGGAUGUCAAGGAUAGAAUCAUUGAAUUCAUUGCGGUUGGUAAACUACUGAACAAGAUCAACGGUAAGAUUGUUUGUUUCGUAGGUCCACCGGGUGUUGGUAAAACUUCCAUUGGGAAAUCUAUUGCCAAAUCUUUGAACAGGGAGUUUUAUAGAUUUUCUGUUGGUGGUUUGAGUGAUGUGGCAGAGAUUAAAGGUCAUAGAAGAACUUACGUUGGUGCAAUCCCAGGUAGGGUUGUCCAAGCUUUGAAGAAAACUCAGACUGAAAAUCCUUUGAUUUUAAUCGAUGAAAUUGACAAGAUAUCUCAUUCUCAUAGUGUGAAUGGUGGUGAUCCGUCCGCCGCAUUGUUAGAAUUAUUGGACCCAGAGCAAAACUCUACUUUCUUGGAUAAUUAUAUGGACUUACCUAUUGAUUUGUCAAAAGUCUUAUUCGUUUGUACUGCAAACACUUUGAGCACCAUUCCUGGUCCAUUACUUGAUCGUAUGGAAGUGAUCGAGAUUUCAGGCUAUAUUGAAGACGAAAAAAUCAAGAUUGCAGAAAAAUAUCUAGCACCAGAAGCCAAAAAGAAUGCAGGUUUAGAAAACGUCAAUGUCGAAUUAACUGAAGAUGCUAUCAAGGCAUUGAUCAAAAACUACUGCAGAGAAAGUGGUGUUAGAAAUUUGAAAAAACAAAUCGAUAAAAUUUAUAGAAAGGCCGCCUUGAAUGCGGUUGAAGCGUAUGGUGAUGAGGAAAUUGACGAACUUCUUGCAGAGGAAAAAGAGUCAGUUUUACCUGAUGGUCCAAUCGCGGAUGCUGCAACUGAAAAACUUGACAAAAAUUCAAAGGAUUCAUCCAGCACAGAAUCUAAAUCUAUCUUAGAUAAGAUCGAAGAGGAAACUUUGUCAUCCGAAGAAGCAGUAUCGUCCAAGGAGAAUUCCAGCGAGAAAAAGAAGAAGGAAGCCGAGGUCCCACAAAUUGUGAUUCCCGAUGAUUACAACUCUGUAAUCUCACCCGAAAACCUGAAAGAUUACGUUGGUGCACCUGUAUAUACUGCUGACAGGUUAUAUGAAACCACAGUUCCAGGUGUCGUCAUGGGGUUGGCAUGGACAUCAAUGGGUGGUUCUGCUUUGUACAUCGAGUCUGUUCUAGAGCAUGCUAUCACCAAGGAUUCGAGUCCUAAACUCGAAAGAACUGGUCAAUUGGGUGACGUUAUGAAGGAAUCUGUUAGAAUUGCAUAUUCUUUCUCUAAGAUGUUUUUGGCCAAGAACUUCCCAGAAAACAAGUUCUUUGACAAGGCACAGAUUCACUUGCACUGUCCCGAAGGUGCGACGCCAAAGGAUGGCCCAUCAGCAGGUGUUACAAUUACUUCAUCCUUCCUCUCUCUAGCUUUGAACAGAUCUUUGAGACCAGAUGUUGCCAUGACUGGUGAAAUAACUCUUACGGGUAAGGUUCUAAGAAUUGGUGGAUUGAAGGAAAAGACAAUUGCUGCCAAGAGAGCAGGUGUUAGUACAAUUAUCUUCCCUAAGGGUAACGAGGCCGAUUGGAAAGAGCUGCCGGACAAUGUCAAAGAAGGUAUGACUCCUGUUCCAGCUGAUUGGUAUCAAGAUGUCUUUGACGUCUUGUUCACUGACGUUACCAAGGAAGAGGGUAAUACCGUGUGGAAGGCAGAAUUUGACGAGAUCAAGAAAGAAGAACAGAAGGAUAAGGAAAGCAAAUAA
This is a messenger RNA of Pichia membranifaciens NRRL Y-2026, 3573 nucleotides long. RefSeq lists its product as hypothetical. The record is from RefSeq and is a predicted model, not a curated record. The transcript has a single exon. Gene Ontology annotation, biological process: mitochondrion organization; protein quality control for misfolded or incompletely synthesized proteins; chaperone-mediated protein complex assembly. Bases 1 to 3573 code for a protein of 1190 amino acids. Lineage: Eukaryota; Fungi; Ascomycota; Pichiomycetes; Pichiales; Pichiaceae. Gene Ontology annotation, molecular function: serine-type endopeptidase activity; ATP hydrolysis activity; ATP-dependent peptidase activity. Gene Ontology annotation, cellular component: mitochondrial matrix.